GAAGAUGUCUGUGUGCAUGGAGAGAAUGGCAGAGGAGCCGAUGAUCAGGUCCUCCUAAAAUACCUCUUUGUUUGUGUUUUAUCAGAAAAUUAAGUGUCCGUUAGUUCUCUUUUUGCAUAAAAUAAAGCCUACAUUUGACCGCGGAAGGAUACAACAUUUCAGUGGGAGGAGAUGUACCGCGGUCGGCCGCCACCGAGAGGCGCCUACAGGCCACCGUUUGAAGGCCGAGGUCCGCCGCCGUCCAGGCCUUACCCACCAGCGGACUACAGAGACGACAGGAACCGGCCCAGGCCUCCGUACCAUCCCGGCUACCACGACCAUGGGCAGCCAGACUCCUACCGCCGCUCCCCGCCGCGCAGGAGGUAUCCUUCCCCUGGGUCAGGAAGCCAUCCAGGCGGGGAGUACUGGGCCGGAGGGUCCCCGAAUAAAAGGUCUCUGUCGCCACGUGGAUCCCUUGAUCACAACCUGGUCAUCACCGUUGGCAACGAGUUAACUGGACCUUCUGGCUCCACCUCCUCACGCCCCCAUGACAGAGAUUACCCUCCCAGACCCGAGUACGAGAGAAGCAAGAGUCAGGGCCGUAGCCGGCCUCGCAGCCAAAGUCGGAGUCCAGAUCGGGGCCGUGCCAAGAGUCGAGGACGCAGCAAGAGUCGAGCAAGGAGCAAAAGUCGGGCUAGGAGCAAGAGCCGCCCUUGCAGUCGCAGUCGUAGUCGUAGUACGGAUAGAGGCCGGGCCAAGAGCCGAGGCCGGAGUAGGAGUCGCAGUCCGGACCGGAGCCGGGCAAAGAGUCGGGGCCGCAGUAGGAGUCGCAGUCCGGACCGGAGCCGGGCAAAGAGUCGGGGCCGCAGUAGGAGUCACAGUCCGGAUCGGAGCCGGGCAAAGAGUCGGGGCAGGAGCAAAAGUUGCCACCGUAGCAGGUCUCGAACCAGGUCCAGGUCUAGGUCCAGGUCAAGAGGACGGAGCUACAGCAAAGCGGCGAGCCGCGGACGCAGUAAGAGCCGGCGAAGGAGCCGCAGCAGGAGCAGUAGCUCCAGCUCCAGCAGUAGCAACAGCAACGACAGUGAGGGGAAAUCUGCGAAAGAGUUCAGAGAGUUGCAGACAGCUCGACGCAGGAAGGAGCUGGAGGAGUUGCUGUGUCAGCCCACCAAGUCUAUCCUGAAGAAACGCAACGACUCAGAGGAUUCGCCAUCAGUACGGAGUCUGGAUUCUCCCCGGGGUGCAGAGAGCUCCAGCAUCUCUCGGAUGGCUGACCAGCUGCUGAAGGCCGUCAAAGGCAUGGAGCCUCACAUGGUAGCCACCAUGUUGUCAGAGUUGCGCUCUGACCCUCACAUGGCUCAGCGAGCUGGCCUCGACUUGGAGCUCAAAGAAAUCCUGAACCUGCUGGGGGGCCAGGCAACAGGGGCAAAGGCUGAGGAGAAGAGUUUAGACGACAUUGAUGACGAGGAGAAGUUCCUGUACGGAGACUCGGAGGAGCCAAAUCCACCGCCAUCAGCUGAGCCAGUCCGACACCAUGGGCUGGACCUUUACGGAGACGUGACAGAGGAGGCGCUGUAUGGAGACUACCCCCCACAGAUGACCACCAGCAGCCACAUGUACGGGCUCCCACCUGGGGCCUCCCCUCAUCUUUCAGUGCCCCCGACCAUGGCGGAGGUGGACAUGAGGUACACCAGCCAGCCCGUCAUCAGCCCCGAGCAGAACAUCCCACACCAUGCAUCAAACCCCGCCUACCUGCCAGGGACAGAGCCGCUGGAGGAGAGCGAGCGUAAGGCCGUGGAGGAGUAUGAGAAGAUCCAGGACCUACUGAAGACCAUCGGCCUGGAUCUGGGUGUGACAGAGAUCAGCAAGAUGGCUGCCAGGACCAGAGAGCGUCUCCAUGGUAGCAAGCCCCCUCCAAAAACACCCACACGCAGACGCUACUCCUCUGGGAGCUCUGAUGACAGUCGGCGCAGCCGGGGCCGUAAGAGGCGGAGCCACAGCUCCAGCAGCAGCAGCAGCAGUAGGAGUCGGAGCGGCGCUCGGGGGGCAAGCUGGAGCAGCGACGACAGUCGCAAGAAGACCUCGGCCCCAUCCAAAUCUCACAAAGAACGAGACUCCAAGGAGACAAAGCCUGAGCGCAAAACUCUGCUGCCGACGCCAGCGCCACAAACCACUGACCCUAACAGCCUCCCCCUUCAGGCAGGUGCCCCCAUACCCACAUACCCCCCCCCACAGGUCCACAACAUGAUGCCCCCCAACUACCCCCCGCCAGGCUACAGCCAGUAUGGAAACUACCUACCCUACAUGCACCAGCAGUGGCCCCCCAUGUACCCACCCCCCAUGACCGUUCCUCCACCGAGUGGUCCGGAGGAGUUUCCUCCCACAAUGCCGUACAAUCAGCCAUACAGCAAACCGACCCCAGAGCCGGCCCCCAAAGGUCGACCUGACCAGGGUCUGGGGAAGAGUUCGGCUCAGGAUGUGGAGAAGCGUGAAGGAGGCGCUAAAAAAAGCAGCCAUGACAGGAGAUUCUCAGAGGAGGAGAACAACGAGAGCCAAAAGCAGAAGGUCCUGGAGGAGAGAGAAAAGCUGAAGCAGGAGAGAGAGCUGAGGAUGAAGAAGAAAGAAUAUCUGAUGAAGGAGCUGGAGAGACUCAGAAAGCAGCAAGGCGAGCUCCUCAGAAAGAAGCGCAGAGAGCGGGACGGACACAAAGACCCCCUGCUCCAGGAGAUCAGCCACCUACAGGAGGAGGUCAUGGCUCAGAUCUCCAACCUCCGCAAAGAGCACGAGGCAGCUGAGAAGAAACGCAGCGAGAUCGAAAAGGUCGCAUUAAUCCUCGGCUUGGACCCGUCCGAUCGUCCGCGCAAGACGAGCAAGCCAGCUGAGGAUCAGGAAGAGCAGCCGUCAAAGCUCACCCCUCCACUGGAGAAGAAGAAACGAAUGGCUGAGAGGAGUCCUGAGCAACGACAGGCAGUUGCCAGCUCGCCCAUAAAGACGUCAGUGGAACCAGUGCCUGCACCAAAAGCAUCCGUGGACAAGCCGCCCGUCAGUGCCCCGCUGCCGCUGCCUUCUGUCCCGCCUCCAGAGCCUUUUGAUUACUAUGACGCAGGAAACCACUGGUGCAAAAACUGUAACGUCACCUCUGGUUCCAUGUUUGAUUUUUUCACGCACUUGCACAGCAAAUCGCAUCGCAAGACUUUGGAUCCCUACGACCGGCCCUGGGCUUCCACUCCUACCAAAAUCAGCAAGAAAUCUUCCUCAGAGGAGAAGCUCACUAAACCAGCCAAAGGAUCCGAGUUCUUGCUGCCGGUCCGAGGUUUCUUCUGCCUGCUGUGUAAAGAGUUUUUCGGAGACGCCAUCUGUGCAGAAGAGCAUGUCACGACACAUAACCACAAUGAAAAUUACAAGAAACAAAUGUACGAGAAUCCCUUGUAUGAACAGAGAAGGAACCUUGACCGGCAGGCCGGGCUGGCCUUAGAGACAAGCGGGAAGAAACGCAAACAUGAGGAUGAGAAAGGCAGCAAAGACAAGGAGGAAAAGGCCAAACACAAGAAGGAGAAGAAGGACAAGGAGAAGAAGAAAGAUGAAGAUGGCUCCGAUCAGAAGGAGGAGAAAUAUAAAUCCAAAAAGGAAGAGCCAGAGGAAAAACCAAAGCUGGUUAAAAAAGAACAGGAUUAUCGAGAUGCAGAGAGGCCUGUUUACAGCAAAAAAGAUGAAAGUGAAAAGUCUAAAUUCAGCAAAAAGGAUGAUAAAUACCGCUACAGCAGAGAGGAAGAGGAAACAGGGAAAUACGGCAAAAGAGAAGAAGAAGACAGAUAUAAAUACGGUCGGGAAGAGGACUAUCGUUACCGAUAUCGCAAGGACGAAGUUGACAGAUAUGAUGACCAUCCCAAAUAUGGUCCUAGAGAUGACGACAACCGUUUAAAAUAUGGUAAAUAUCCCGAUUUCAAAUCGAAGAAUGACAGAGAGCGAGAGGAAGGGAAACCUAAAGCUCAGAGAGAAGGCUUUAAAAAGCCUGGGCCAGAGAAACCAGCAGCAAAACCAGAAGUAAUCAGACCUGAACCUCCACCAAAGCCCUAUGAGCUGCCAAAAGUCUUCUGUGGACCCAGUCCUGCCAUGAGGGCAAAGCUUCGCAAGCAGAACCAGGAGGCUGGCAAGCCUGCAAACCUUGCUGGAACCACUUCCUUCGGAAAGUUCACAUGGAAGAAGAGGGAGAAUGUUCUGGCCAAGGAGGCACAAAAAGCAGCUGCAGAGUUUCUGAAGGAAGAUGAAGACGCUGCACAGCAGAAACCUGCUUCUGUGGAAGAUUCUUUUGCAAAAUCAAUGGCUGUGGCCAAAGAGAUUGCAGAGAAGAUUGGUGGGCCAUCAAACAUGCCUCCUCCCUGGGUAUCAAACUAUGGCAAUCGAGGAAGAAUACGACCCAACCUCCGUGCACCUGCAGCAGUAAUGCGGAGAGCAGCAAUGAUGGGUAGACCCGCACCUCUAAACACCUUCCUCUCCAUCAGGCCCCAAAACCAAAGUAUUCUAGGGGCUCCUCCAACAAACCUCCCAUCAUUAAGGGAGAUGGCAGAUGCUAUGUGUUUACCAUACAGGGGCCCUUCUGCAACAUCAACAGCUGGCCCUCAGGCAUUUGGUCCCCCCACUACCCUUUUAACAUCAAUGCCUGAACCUUCGAAGGCUAACACUGAUCUACCAGUCUCUGAACCUGCACCAGCUGUUCCUAAACCUGCAGAGUUAGAGAAUAAAAACCAACAAUCUACGUCAAAACCUGCGGACCUUAAAACCCCACAAACCCCAUCUAAACCUGUAGAAACAGACAUUAAAACUCCUCAACCCAUGUCUAAACCUGCACCAAUUGGGGUCCAACCCCCACCGACGGUGUCUAAACCUGCAAUAAUCAAUGCAAAGCCUGCACCAUCUGAUUGCAAACCUUCGCCAUUUCAAGCUUCCUCUGCACUCUCAUUUGUAACUACCUCUGCUCCUACUGUGGUUAAACCUACACAGCCAGCAAUGAUGAAAUUCAUCCCUGACGUGGCAGCUCCUGGUGUACCAGAGAGUGAGCAGACACAUGCUGUGUUUGUAAAGCCUCCACCUAUCAUGAAAAAGGGUGAGGGGGCUCAAAAGUCUGAAAAACUAAGAAGUAACUUGGCUGCAGCCAAAGCCAAGGACUUGUUCGACAUCUUCUACAGUAGCAUUGGCCAGUCAAACCCCUCAUCAGUCACCAAAACAACAACGGACACAAAGGCUGAUUGUACUACCAAUAAAAGCCUACUAACUACCCCUCAAACACCAAAAACACAACCUCCUGAUUCCAAGUCUCAGUCCCCAUCUGUGGUUUGUACAGUUCCACAACCAGAUUCCACCAUUUCCCCACCCAGUUCCCAAUCCCUGCCAGAAGCUGACAAGAACCAACCCAGUCCCCAAACCAAGCCAGAAGCUGACAAGAACCCACCCAGUUCCCAAACCAAGCCAGAAGCUGUGAAGAAUCCACCAAAUUCCCAAAUUCAGGUGGAAGCCGACAAGAAUCCACCAAGUCCUCAAAUCCAGCAGGAAUCCGAACUCAAAAUUUCCUCUGUUUGGUCAUUGCAAUCUCCUACAUUUGAGAGUGCUCCAUCUCAAAAAAAAUCAAAAACCAACCAAUCUGAUCCACUAGCCUCAGGUGAGGCUCAGAAUGCACUUCAAAACCAGCCCUCGAUUCCUACAUCUGCCCCUCACAUUACAGCACAAACAGAUGCUGAACUGGAACCUGCAUCUCAAAGUCAGUCCCAGCCAAUCCAAACCAAUUUGCAGUCGGAAACCCUGGACACCCAGUCCCAUUCAGAUCCAGAGACUCCUCUAGAUGCUGCUCCAGUGCCAGAACCCAAAACAGGCAGAAAACCCAGAGGCAAAGCGACUCCUGCAAAGAAAGCCACUCCUGCUACCCGCCCUGUUCGACAAACUAGAUCUCAAACCAGAUACCAGACCAGAAAUCAGCAACACAGUCAGUCGGAGCCUGAGCUUGCCUCAGGGGAUUCAGACUCAGCUGCUUCAGAUGCAAAGGGGCUCGACACAUCAGAUCCUGGCCCUGGAUCGGAGGCAGAGGAGGCAGCAACCAGUGAAGGCGACUCCCAAGUGACUGAGAUCACUCCUGAAACCUUGGGCCUCCCCCCAGACAUGACCUCUCUGGACUUUGACUAUAAUUUCAGUUUUGAAUAGGAAGUCACUGAUCACUUUGAUGAGUCCUCCUGAAUUACUGAUCCAGGACUUCAGUGAUUUACUGGACACAAAGGCAGCUGGAAGUUGUGAAAAUGGCACUCAGACAGAGCAGACUUUUAAAAACCUCCAUUCGGAGGGUUUGCCUUUAGGGGAAACUUUGUCAUCUCUUUUAAAGUCUAACAUUUAACAAUUGACAAUUAAGCCCAUCACAAGCGAGGACGACCCAACAACAAAUUCUGGAUUUAAAUUUUGCCUUUUUUUCCCAGUCAGAUAUAAUCUGUCUGGACUUCCCUUUUCAACCAAAUCAUACUUUAAAAGAAAUAACCCAUAAUGCAUUUGAAUGACUUAUACACAAAUUAACCUAACGGCUAAAAUCCCUCAAGCCAAAGUCAGACAUUAUCUUUUUGUCUGUAACAGUGGUUGAUGUGUCAGAUAAGGCAGUUGUACUUAGACUUGAUGGAAAGCCACGAAAAACUACAUGGUAGAACCAAAUGUGAUAGUGUUGGAAGAAAGAGCAGCGGGGCCUAGAUAAGGCCAAGAAAGAAGACUGUAAAUAUACUGUAUUUACGGUUCUAUUCCACAUCUGUUUUUCAAACUUGAUGAAUGAUAUGGUGGCCCACUGCUAUCAUUACAGCAGUUACCCACUGGGUUGCGGUUACCUUAUUUAUUCUUUUUUCCCACCUUUGUUGUCGUCCCUCAAUGAUGUAUCAUAAAGGCAGGGAUAUUGUAGUUUCAUCUCGUCACCAACUUCAUCACUCCUUUUUACCUUCAACAUUUGCACUCAUGACUUUUGGCCUCGCAGAGCGCUCUGUGCUUUCGUAGUUCUAUGGCGCUAACAUUACGGAUCAAAUUGCAGAAGGCAGAAAGAAAAACCAAACAUGCUAGACUUUUCGUCAGAGGCGUCCCAGAUGUGGCUUUGGUAGUUAUUAACUACCAAACGGGGUAAGACUAUUGCAUGUAACAGGUCCUGAAACACUAUGACUACAGGAUAGGGCUUUUAAUUCUGCUUAAAGCAAUAGUCUGACCUCGACUUUUGAAUGUCAAGUGGCACCAAGUUUCAAUAGAGCUCAACAGUGUGGUUCUGGAAGUAAAAAUCCUGUUUGUUUUCUCCAUAGCAGAUUUGAUUCAAGUUAUACUGACCAUGAGCUACCUGAGAGUGAAAUGACAGUAUAUGCUCCUGCAGAAGACUUAACGUUUUUUCAGAUAUCUACCUAAUUUUAUGAUAGAGUUUGUUCGCUCAGCCAAAAAUAUUGCAAUGCUCACAAUCCUGGAAUGUCACAGCGAUGUCUCUGAUAGGUGGGGUGUGUGGCUACUAUUGCGAAAGCCGUCCACUGUUGACAAUACAUGCCUCCACAGCACUAAAUACGAAAAUAAGAAAUAUUAGAACAUUAUCAUUCAAAAUGUGAAGUGUACAAUGAAGAUAAGUGUAGAAAAGCUUGAAAAACUAUAAACAAUGAAUACAAUAAAUUGCAAGGGUUUGUGGGAUAUGUUGUUCAUUCCUCCUUGUCGAAAUGUGUGCACAGUCUUGAACCUUUGCCUUUUUCUCCAUUUUCGAAGGCCAUUUUUUGUGCGUUUUAUUGACAUGAGUACUCAGGUAUCUGUUUAGCUUGGUUCAUGCAUUUAAAACAUUGUAAUAAAGGUUUAUUGACGUGUAUGGGGGAUUUGAACGUCGAUUUUCACUUCCAGAACCAACGGAAGUUGGUGAGUGCUGCUAAGCUCUUUGGUCUUUCCUGUCUGGGAUAAUGGGGUUAUAAUCAAUUAGAAAAAUGUACAUUGGCCAUCACUUGUGUAAUUUUGACUCAACAGUUGAAUAUGGUGAAAUCAUUGAAAGCUACAUGAUACAAGCAAAAGGUAUGAUCUGGUUUUUUUUUUUUUUUUUUUGGAUAGGUUAGUGGCCUCCAGCCCAGGAUGAUGGGAAAAAAUUGUAACAUGGGAGGAUAAUUAACAGAACAGGGUUUGCUCUACUAGAUGUCAGUUUUCCUGUCUUAUAGGAUAUUUUGUUGCUGAAAUUGCUCAAAAGAAAACAUUUGACACAUAGAACUAUUGCCACAAUAUGUAUCGGAAAAAAAUGUUGGGAUCAUCAUUUAUAUAUAAGAAGUGUAAAACAUAAGUUCAGCCAUGGUUUUGAAACCAGUGUUUGAUUUUGACAAAAAGUGACCAAUUUGGGAAAGAGGGAAACACAUUACUAAACCUCAAUUCAUAUUGACGUGGUUUAUUUAUGGCCAUUUUCUCGGAAAUAUUCCAUUUACUGUCUUGCUAAUGAAAGAGCUCUCCUCUUUGCAUUUUAAACAGUCUUUAAAAGCAGGAGGUGCACUUCUUUUAUAUGCCAUACGAUGAGAGCAGGUCUUAGUUUUAGUCAAGUUAUUUUCACUUAUCACCGCUGUCCACAUACUUUUAGUCAUGUAGCAUGAACCAGACUCCAUGAUUCACUUAUGCUGAUGAAAUAAUUCAUCGUGUUUUUGGAUAUUCACCUUCCUGCUUUGACUACAUUGAAGAAAGAAGGACUUCCUUGGAAAUCGUUUGUCUUUUUUCAUGUUCGUAGGUUAAACCGCCUCUCUUCCUCCUCUUGCAGGUAAAGUUUUGUACUCAUUUGUUGUUUUCUUGUUUUCUAUUACAGUUCAGACACCUGUCAGUUCAUUUCUGUCCUCUUUGAAUUGUGAUGAUGUGUUUCUGAUGCAGAGUUCAGCGGUGAAAGAAAAGUCGCAGCAUGGACCAAAACAGUUAGUUUGAAAGCUGCGUUCUUACUUGUUAACUGAGGACUAAGGCGGGGAUUCCUCUAAAACUUCAUCGCGCUUCCCCCGGAUGUUUAGGAGACUGUUGGGAACUAGCAUCUCUGUGGGGGUCAGAGAUCAAAUAUACUGCUGGUCUUGUAAAAUUUUGUUGCUUCUCGUAGAGUUUUAAUAAAGUUGGU
Cheilinus undulatus (humphead wrasse) is the source of this 9079-nucleotide messenger RNA. It is a transcript of the gene znf318, whose product is annotated as zinc finger protein 318. The coding region runs from base 172 to 6168 and encodes 1998 amino acids. Gene Ontology annotation, biological process: positive regulation of DNA-templated transcription; negative regulation of DNA-templated transcription. NCBI's taxonomy places the organism in Eukaryota, Metazoa, Chordata, Actinopteri, Labriformes, Labridae. Gene Ontology annotation, molecular function: zinc ion binding; nucleic acid binding. The record is from RefSeq and is a predicted model, not a curated record. Gene Ontology annotation, cellular component: nucleoplasm. The transcript is spliced from 11 exons.